Mytilinidion resinicola is the source of this 969-nucleotide messenger RNA. Its product is annotated as dihydrodipicolinate synthase. Bases 1 to 969 code for a protein of 322 amino acids. Gene Ontology annotation, molecular function: 4-hydroxy-tetrahydrodipicolinate synthase activity. The transcript is spliced from 4 exons. Lineage: Eukaryota; Fungi; Ascomycota; Dothideomycetes; Mytilinidiales; Mytilinidiaceae. The record is from RefSeq and is a predicted model, not a curated record.
AUGCAAAAAUCAACCGUCCCCAACAAAUCCCACCCCCACCCCCUCCCCCCAGGCGUCUACACCCCCGUCCUCUCGCUCUACAAAGCAACCCCCACCCAAGAAAUCGACCAUGAAGCCAUGUACAAGCACGCACAGCACCUGGUCCUCGGCGGCAUGCACGGACUAGUCUACCAAGGCACAAACGGCGAAACCGCGCUCCUCUCCCGCGAAGAGAAAAUCGCAGUGCUCAAGGACAUCCGCAACGCCGUCGCCGACCUCGGCGUGCCCGACUACCCUAUCGUCGCCGGUCUCACGAAAGACGCCGCGGAGGCGGGGGCGAGCUUCGGGUUGCUACUACCAUCUAGCUUCUGGCCAAAAGCCGUCACGGAAGACGUACUACGGGGGUUCUACCGUGAUGUUGCGGACGAAGCCCCAUACCCAUCGUGUGCUAUAAUGUGCUUCCCCGGCGCAACCUCCGGCGUCGACCUCAAUUCCGACGACCUCGCCGCUCUCGCUACUCACCCCAACAUCAUCGGCACCAAGCUCACCUGCGGCAAUGUCGGCAAAGCCAUCCGCCUAACCUCACAGUUCACGGCCGCCCAAUUUGCCGUCUUCGGCGGGUCCUCCGACUUCCUGUACCCCACCCUCGCAGCCGGCGGCGUGGGUUGCGUAACGGGGAUGGGCAACGUAUGGCCGAAAUCCACUGCCCGCGUGUACGACCUGUACGUGGCGGGCGAGCUCGAGGAAGCGAAGCGGUUGCAGGAGAUCGUAGCGAGCGCAGAGUGGGCGUGCAAGAAGAGUCUCGCACUGACGAAGUCGGGGCGGGGCAUUUUGUGGGGAAGAAGAUCGGGCUUGAGGACGAGCGGACGUGGGGAAAAGAUGCAGGCCUGGACCGUGGAGGUGAUGGGGGUGUUGGAGGCGGAGGAGGCGAAGAUUCCGGAUAGGGCGUUUAAGGGGAAGGGGGCGAAUGGGAUUAAUGGGAGUAAGUAG